GCGGCAGCGGAGGAGGAUGAGGAGGGGGAGGAGCAUUCGGCGUCGGAGAACGCGUCCGCGUCGGAGUCCGACAGCGGCAGCAAAAGCAAGUCCGGAUCGGAGAGCGAUUCUAGAUCGGAAUCUGGAUCGGAAUCCGGGUCCGGUAGCCAUAGCGACAGCAGCGGACUGCCCAAGAAGCGCCGGCCGAGCAAGAGGUCGACGGUGGACGACGACACGCUGGACGAUGAGUCGACGCGGAUGGCGGACGACAGUCCCGACGACGACGCCUCGCGGCAGCCCGACAGCCACGACGACGACGAGGAGGAUGAGGAGGAGGAGGAUGAGGAGGAGGAGGAAGACGGGUCGGAUGCUGAGCGGACGAAGAAGCCAGCGCGGAGGGCGCAGCGACGAAGCAGCGACAUCAAACACUUACUGGAAGAGAAUCCGGACUUGUUUGGACUCCGGCGGUCCGGACGAGCGAGGAAGGAAGUCGCCCGCUUUCAGGCAGCGAAGAGCGAUAGUGAGGAGGACAAGCCAAGGAGAGGAAAGCCGAGGAGAACGAGCAACGACGAAUGGCGCGUGUCGCGGCUGAGCGACGAUUCGUCGAGCGGCGGUAGUGAGGAUGACUUCAAGCCUUCGUCGUACAGCGUGCGCCGGACGCGGCGGAAAGGUCGUGUGAUGAAGAGCAGGUCGUCGAGAAAGAACGUGCGCAAGUCUAAGCUGUCUGAGUCGUCGGAGUCGGACAGUGAGUAUGAGGAGCACAGACAUUCCAGCCGGCAGGCUGCAUCUAAAGUCAGCUACAAGGAGGAGGAGAGCGACAACACGGAUUCCGAUGACAUCAUGGAGAUCGCGGAGACGGCGUCGACGGUACCGGACGAUGCGGAGUGCGUCGAGAAGAUCAUCAAACAGCGCGUCGGCCGCAAAGGAGUGACCGGAGCCCCGACGACGCUCUACGCGGUGGAAGCUAACGGUGAUCUGAACGAUGGAUUCGAUCCCGCGACCGACCAAGGGGAGCAGCAGUAUCUGAUCAAGUGGAAGGGCUGGUCGCACAUACACAACACGUACGAGAGCGAGGCGACCUUGCGAUCGCAGCGCGUCAAGGGCAUCAAGAAGCUCGAGAACUGGCAGAAGAAGCGGACAGAGAUCGACAACUGGAAGGCGGCGGCCUCCCCCGAGGACAUCGAAUACUUUGACUGCCAGAACGAGAUGAUGGAACAGCUGCUUGAGAGUCACCUGAUCGUCGAGCGAAUCAUAGCUCACUCUAACACUUCGCCGGGCAGCCCGCCGGACUACUACUGUAAGUGGAAGGGCCUGCCGUACGCUGAGUGCACGUGGGAAGACGGAAAGCUGGUGUCGUCGUGGGUGCAGGCCAAGGUGGAUGAAUACCUGAAUCGCAAUCGCAGCCAGCGCAUACCCACGAAGACUGCAAAGGUGCUAACGAAUCGUCCCAAGUUUGUGCCGUUGAAGGGCCAGCCUAGCUACCUGGGCUUCUCCAACAAUCUAGAGCUGCGGGAUUACCAGCUGGACGGGGUCAACUGGCUUGCUCAUGCCUGGUGCAAAUCAAACAGUGUGAUACUGGCCGACGAGAUGGGCCUCGGCAAGACGAUUCAAAUCAUCGGUUUCAUCGCCUACCUGUACCACCAGCACGCCCUCUACGGACCGUCACUCCCCCUCUCCCCCUCUCCCCCUCUCUCCCUCCUCCGCCCGCAGAUCAAACAGUGUGAUACUGGCCGACGAGAUGGGCCUCGGCAAGAUGAUUCAAAUCAUCGGUUUCAUCGCCUACCUGUUGAGCAGAUCCUGCGCAUCGAGAUGUCGUCCAUACAGAAGCAGUAUUACAAGUGGAUUCUCACGAAGAACUACAAGGAGCUGAGCAAGGGCCUGCGCGGCGUCGCCAGCUUCGUCAAUCUCAUCAUGGAGCUGAAGAAAUGCUGCAACCACUCGUACCUGGUGCGGCCGUCCGAGACGACGCCCGCUACGCAGAACGAACACCUGCAGAACAUGAUUAAGGGCAGCGGGAAGCUGAUCCUGCUGGACAAGCUGCUGACGCGCCUGCGCGACACGGGCCACCGCGUUCUCAUCUUCUCCCAGAUGGUGCGCAUGCUCGACAUAGUCGCCGAUUACCUCACCCUGCGCCGAUUCUCCUUCCAGCGGCUGGACGGCUCGAUACGAGGGGAGCUGCGUAAGCAAGCGCUCGACCACUUCAACGCGGAGGGAUCGACGGACUUCUGCUUCCUGCUGUCGACGCGGGCGGGCGGCCUCGGCGUGAACCUAGCCACCGCCGACACCGUCAUCAUCUUCGACUCCGACUGGAACCCGCAGAACGACCUUCAGGCGCAGGCGCGCGCCCACCGCAUCGGUCAGAAGAACCAGGUGAUGAUUUACCGGCUGGUAACGAAGGCGACAGUGGAGGAGGACAUCAUCGAGCGAGCGAAGCGUAAGAUGGUUCUCGAUCACCUCGUCAUUCAGCGCAUGGACACGUCCGGUCGCACCGUGCUCGCCAAGGACGGAAACCCUCGCAGUGCAGCCUCGACGCCGAACCCCGUCUCCAACAAGGGGCCCGAACUGUCCCAACGCAUCCUCCAGUCCUGCGCGGCGCGGCCAGCCACCCGCGACGACCUAGAGACGCGGGAGGAACAAUCCGGGAUGUCGUCCGCGUCCGAGGAGCUGCUAUCCCAGUUCAAGCUGGCGAGCUUCGACUAUAACGAGGAGGAGGUGGAGGUCGUGGAGCAGGGCAAGGCGUGGGAGACAAUCAUCCCCGAAGCCAUGCGAACAAAGUUCGAGAAGGAAGCCAAAGAGAAGGAGCUGAAGGAGAUGUUCCUCCCUCCGCGCAGCCGCAAGACCGUCCAGCUGAUGCAGCUCGGCGGCAGCGACAGCGAGAGGGAGGCUCGCAGGAAGAAGGACAGAGGAGGAGGAGGAGGCGGCAGCGGCGGCGGGGAGACUGACGACAGCGACGACGACGAGGAGGAGCGGCCGCGGCGGCGCGGGCGUCCGCGCGCGAGCAACGUGCGGGGCUUCACCGACGCGGAGAUUCGCCGCUUCGUGAAGAGCUACAAGCGAUUCGCUCGCCCGCUGACGAGGUUGGAGAACAUAGCUUGCGACGCUGAGCUGCAGGAGAAAUCUCAGGCGGACCUGCGCCGACUCGGGGAAGUGCUGGCAGAGGGGUGCGUGAAGGCACUGGAGGAGGACAAGGCCAAGAAGGAGGAGGAGAUUCUAAACAACGCACAGGCAGAGGAUGGCGCCACGCCCGCGGCGGCGGUGCACAAGCGUAAGCCGCGGGGCGUGUUCUUCAAGCUGAGCGGGGUGAUGGUGAACGCGCUGUCCGUGAAGAAAGCAGAGGAGGAGCUGGAACCCCUCCCUCACUUCAUCCCCACCGACCCCGCAGAGCGUGCCAAGUUCCGCAUCACGCCCCGGUGUAAGCUGGCGCACUACGACUCGCUCUGGGACGUCGAGGAGGAUAGUAGCUGCUGAUCGGGUCUCUACGAGCACGGCAUGGGCAACUGGGAGGCCAUCAAGAUGGACCCGAACAUCGGCCUCACCGAGAAGCCGGCGAAGGCGAAGGUUAAGCGGACGAAGAAGACGAGCGAGGGAGACAAGAAGGAGAACGGGGAGAAGGAGGAGAAGAAGUCCGGAGAGAAGAAGAAGAAGAAGAAGAGCAAGACGGAGAACCACGCCGACGAGAAGAGCAAGGAGAACAAGAAACACAAGAAGGUGAAGGAGCGUAAGGGCAGCAAGAAGCGGCAGCCGCCGGCGAUGCACAUCACGGCCAACGCGCAGCCGAUAGCCAUCAAGGACGAGGACCUGGGAGAACUGGACCCUAAUGCCUUCACCUCGUGCAAGGAGAUGAUGCGGCCGGUAAAGAGGGCGCUGAAGCUGCUGGAUCGGCCAGAAGAGGGCCUGAACGAACGCGAGCAGCUGAACCACACGCGCGCCUGCCUGCUGAAGAUCGGCGACCGCAUCAACGAAUGCCUCGCCGACUUCAACGACCCGGAGAAGAUCAAGGAGUGGCGCACCAACUUGUGGACGUUCGUGUCGAAGUUCACGGAGUUUGACGCGCGGAAGCUUCACAAGCUGUACAAGCACGCCGUCAAGAACCGCGAGGAGGACAAGGAGAAGCGUGCGCAGAAUCGCAAGGCGCAGGCGAACUCGGAUAGCAAGCGCAAGUACCCGGAAGGUUACGAGCAGCGGCAGAUCAUGGUGAAGCGGCCGUACGACCGUGGCGCCCCCACCGACCCGCGAAACAGCGGUCCGCCUGCGCUCGGCAAACCGCAGUCCAACUACCAGCAGCAGCAGCGGUCGUCCGGUCAGCGGCCGGGCUGGAGCAGCAGGGGUAAAGACAGCUUCAGGAGCGAGGCGGAGCGGUCGGGCUGGAACUCGUACCGGCGCGACGGCGAUGGCCAGAACCCCGCGGACGGCGGCCCCGCCCACCUCGACCGGCCCCGCCCCCCGGGGGGUCGGUACGUCGACCCCGCCCGCGACAACCCGAGCCACGGGGGCGGAGACCGACGGAAGUCGGACCGGCCGCCGCUGUUUCAAUCGGACGACCCUCGCGACCCUCGUGACCCCCGUGACCCCAGGUCGCGAAGGUUCAAGAUGGAGAAGGAGUACAGGCAGCAGAGCCAGCGAGAGCCGGAUUACAGACAGAGUGACAAGGGUCCGCCCCCACACGAGGAUCCGGAGUACAGGAGUCAGGACCAGGACUACGGCCGCUUCGCAGACUGGCACGGCGCCGGCGGUGGUGGAGGUGGAGGUGGAGGUGGUGAUAGUUCCCAUAGCAGCUACCACAGCCCCGCGGAUCGACCAGGGCCGGACCGCGAUGACAGGUACCACCCGUACAAGCGCAAGUCUGACCACAACUACCGCAGUCCCCCUCCCGACCGCGACUGGCGGGAGCGAGGCUCCGACUACGCACGCUCCGAUUUCAAGCGACACUGACACCAGGUGGCGCCGUCUAGUCCGGCGGACACACGAGUCGUCGGCGGCGGGGCGAGACGUCUGUCGUCGUUCUUCUUUCGGCAAUGCCGCGCCGCUCUGGAACGCGGGAACGUUCUCUUGUUCGGACAGGUGGCGGCGUGAGCGCACGGUCGCGGAACGGCGCGCGGGCGACGCGGAGAACUGCCACCGCGUGGCGCCACAUGGCGAUUGCGUUGGGGCGCCGGCCUCCCGAAUCGUCGGGGGUGAUGUCUCGAUCCCUCUGCGCAAAACACGACUAAACUGUCGGUCUGCGACGACUCUCGGCUUGUCUCGACUCGUCUCGAUCUGUCUCGACCCCGUCUCAACGGCGACUCGACCGUCGGAGCGAAGGAUCGUGACGACAUAACGAGUGACGAACGUCGCCACGAACGAAUAAACAAAGAUAAAGCGCUGAUCUUGACGAUCAGGAUUGCUAGUCUGUCGAUCGCGGCCCUGCGUGGGCGGCACCCCCUACAGGUCCGCGGCACGAUCGACUCAUCGACAGGCUGCGACAACGGAACGUCUGCCGCCGCGGUCAUCGUCGUCGUCGUCAUGUAUUUAUUCAGGACCUUUUACGUCCUCCCCUCCCCCUCUCUACGACGCGCGCGUUUGUAUAUACUGUAAAGUGUGGGAGUACGUUUCUUCUUCUUUUUAGAAAAAUGUGAUAUCACAAGAAACUUGAACGCGAGCGUUUUGCCGCGGCGUGGCCACAGUCGUUGGUCGUGCGGCCGGGAGAUAUGAAGAGAGGCGCUGCUGCAGAUGCUGCUGCUGCUGCUGCUGCUGCUGCUGCUGCUGCUGCUGCUACUGAUGCUGCA
This is a messenger RNA of Priapulus caudatus, 5744 nucleotides long. Its product is annotated as chromodomain-helicase-DNA-binding protein 2-like. Gene Ontology annotation, biological process: regulation of transcription by RNA polymerase II; nucleosome organization. Gene Ontology annotation, cellular component: nucleus; chromatin. The record is from RefSeq and is a predicted model, not a curated record. Gene Ontology annotation, molecular function: ATP hydrolysis activity; DNA binding; histone binding. Lineage: Eukaryota; Metazoa; Priapulida; Priapulimorpha; Priapulimorphida; Priapulidae.